AUGAUAAUUUCGAAUACAAAUAUAAAUCAUGAAGUAUCAAAUCAAACACAAUCAAUCUUUUCGAUUGAUAAAACAGUUAAGAAUGAUAAAUUUUUCAUAGCGACAGGUAGCAUAGAUGGCAAUAUCAAAAUCUGGACCAGAAAGACAGUUAGUAAUUAUGAAUUAGUAAAGACAAUUAAAAGACAUAAUGGAUCAAUAACAAUUAUAAGAUUUUCUAAGUCGGGUAGGUAUUUUGCAAGUGGUGCGGAUGAUGGAAAGUUAAGCUUAUUUAAAGUUACUGAUGAAUGUGAAUUUGAUUUUCUUUACAAUUUAAAACAAUCAUCAGAUAUUACAUCAUUAGAUUUUAUAAAUGAUGAUUUUAUAGUUACAGGAAAUCUUGAUGGAAAAACUAAUGUUAUUGAUAUUUAUAAUCAUAAAAGAUUGCAUGAGUUUAAAGAUCAUACAAAGUCUAUUCUUAACGUAAAAUCAGUUGAUAAUGAAACAUUCCUUACAUUUUCAGAAGGUGAAAUAUUUUUGUAUAAACAAAGUUACAAAGAUAAUGAAAGAUACUUUAGUUUAUUUAAACGAAAAUUUUAUAAAAUUGAUGAAGAUACCUCGGGAAUGAAUAAUAAAAUAUCCGUUCAAGGUAAUUAUAUAGCAUUAGGAUUACAGUAUAAUAAUAAUAGGCACACGGUAGAUGUUUUAGAUCAAAAUUUAAAUUUUUUAUAUUCAUUAGUAGGUCAUAAAUUACCAGUAGAAGUAGUGUCUUUUAACGAUAACGUCUUUUUAAGUGAUAAAAAUGAAGAGUUUAGUGUAAUAGCAUGUGCUAGUCAAGAUACAUCAAUUUCCUUUUGGUCGACCAUUAAUCCUAAACCUUUUCUUUUAAUAAAGGAUUUUACACUUGAUCCAAUAUUAGAUAUGUUUUGGUAUAAGAAUGCACUUGUAUGUGCUUCAUAUGAUGGAGUAGUUAAGGUGGUUGAGUUUGAUAAUGAUGAAUUAAACUGUAAUUAUGUUAAGAACAAACAAAACCAACUGAAUUUAACUAAAGAAAAUAUUUUAUUAGAAAAAGAAUUUUUUAAAGAUAAAAUUGAUGAACCUAAUAAAGUUAAAGAGGAGAAAACUGAAAUGGUUGAAGAGGACAAAAAAACUGAAAGUAAUAAAUCAAAAGUAAGAAAAAUUACACCUGUUUCAAUUUCUAAAGAUAACAAAAAAAUUGAUGGAAAAACAAAAGUUAGAAUUAACAAUGAAAAUUUUGAUAGUAAAGUUUAUACAAAAACAAUAGAUGUAAAUAGAAUGAAAUAUCAGAUGAAAUAUGAAAAUGAUCAAAUUUGUAUUUUUGUUAAUAAUAUAUUAUUAUACAAAUUACACAUUAAUAGUCGUUAUCCUAAUGUUGUCUAUAAUAACAAAUAUAUGAUAAUAUAUGAUGAUUAUGUUCGAAUAUAUUAUAUUGUUAAUGGUAUGCUGGUAUAUCCUUAUAUUCAUAUCAAUGUUACUUGUAUUGAUUUGAGAGAUAAUAGGUUGUUAUUAGCUGAUAAAACAACUAUUAAGAUUAUUAAUUUACUAAAUAUGGAAGUAUUUCUAGAAACUAGUAUUCCAGAGUAUAAAGAAAAUAUUUCUAAUGUAUAUUUUGAUGAAAAAUAUAUUUUGCAUGUAAAAUACAAAGAUGAACUGGUACUUAUCUACCAUAAAAAGUUUUGGAUCCCAAUUAAUAAUCUUACUAUAAAAAAUUCAAUAGAAAAUGAUUCUCUUCUUUCAAAUAAUAAUGAUAAUGAUAACACACUUGAACACUUAGAAAGUUUAUAUAAUAUUUAUAUAAUUACUAAUGAUGUAGAUAAUGUAUUUGGUGUUGGUAUGAAAAUGGUAGGCAUAUGUGCAAGGGUAAAUGAUAUUAAUGUUAUAUUAGAGGUCAAAUUAGUAAAGUUAAUUGAAUAUUUAAUUUCAAAAGAUUGCAAAUCUUAUGUUCAUGAACUUUUAAAACGACUGAACGAAGUUAAAAAUAGUCAUGGUUUUAUUGAUAGAAUAUUAAAUAUUUUGAAGUAA
Messenger RNA from Hepatospora eriocheir, 2019 nucleotides. Lineage: Eukaryota; Fungi; Microsporidia; Hepatosporidae. The record is from the annotation of a GenBank genome assembly.